Purpureocillium lilacinum is the source of this 411-nucleotide messenger RNA. The record is from RefSeq and is a predicted model, not a curated record. NCBI's taxonomy places the organism in Eukaryota, Fungi, Ascomycota, Sordariomycetes, Hypocreales, Ophiocordycipitaceae.
AUGCUUGCGGCCUUGUUUCUCGUAUCCGCCAUCCACCUUUGUCCAGUCCCUCUCAACUGUGUCGAUCUUGUUUCCAUGGCUGUCUCUAUAGUACAGUGUGUUUCUGAAAGUGUUCUUUUCAAUCGUGACUCGUACAGUAUGCGCUUGGCUUCGCCUCCCAUUUUGAGGCGUUUAGCUUCAAAGUCGGGAGCAUCAGGGUCUUCUUGUAAACCGGGAUCUACCUGUCGUGUAGUAUCGGUUUCAGGCGGACCGCGUGUUUCUGAGGAAUGCCCCGCCGAUAGGACUCGAGUCGGGAUUAAUAUGACUGGAUGUCGUCCUCGUGGACAGCAGGUAGCAUUGGUAGUUCACGCUGCAUGGGCGAACCCAGGGCGUUCCCGGCGCUCCGUUCAAUCGUGGCAUUCUCGCGAGUAG